GGUCAGCGUAGGUGGAAGUGCUACAAACGGUGUCAUUCACAAAGUAACAAGAAUACAUUACAAUAGUGAUAAAGAAUGCAAUUAACUUUAAAAUAGUAUUUAGAUCAUUUUCCAGGCAAUUUUACACGCGGACCUUUUGAAGUUCACGUAAAGCCAGUUUUGGGGCGUAUUUUCCGUUUCUUCACUGAUUUAUCAGCAGAUCACACUUGAGAGAUUGAUUUAAAGUUAUAUGGUUUCAAAAAUGUCCUCUAAAAUGGUGGGCUCAAACAACCUGGCACAUGCUAGGAGGAUGGUACAGCAACUGAGAGUUGAGGCCAGUAUUGAGAGGAUAAAGGUAUCCAAGGCCUCAGCUGACCUCAUGCGUUACUGUGGAGAAAACGCCAAAUACGACCCCCUGCUCAUGGGCAUCCCUGCCUCAGAAAACCCCUUCAAGGACAAAAAGCCCUGCACUAUAUUGUAGUGUAACAAGCAUUAAUCUUAUUUAAUUACUUCUACUCAACUUUGCGUUAAGUCCAGCUCUAGCUCCGUAGUAUAACUUUGUGCCAUGUCUUAACUGUAUUUAGCUCUUACAGUAUUUAUUACUGUAAAUAAACUCCAAUCAGUACUAAUUAAUUGCCAUUUUGGUAAUGAUUAGAAUUGAAUCUCAUCUUUACCAGCAUCACUUGUCUUCUGUUUGGUUGUUUGGGCCAAACUGAAAUCAUUCCACGAAAUUAUCCUACAAAUCAAGCCUUUUAGAUGUUUUAAAACCUUAAGUUCCUCUUUCCACCGAAUGAUGCCUUUAGUUACACUUUGUGUUUGAAAUAGGGAAGUAGCACAUCACAUUAUGAUACAUGGAGCUUACAACUACAUUAACUGAUUAAAUUUCACUUAACGUGUGUUAUAUAUUCCUCUAGCAGUACAUAUGAGUAAUAUUAUAGCAAAGGGACUGACUGAUCCAUAUUUUGAUUUGGAUUAUGAAUCUAAUGUGACUUCUGCAAUCAUCACUGUUUAAGUGCAUGCUGGGUAAAUAAAACAAUGUAGUAAAUCUCACAUCACACACAAAUUUGUUCUCAAUGAAAGGCAGUACCACUAUGUGCAAAACCAUUAGAGACAAGUUUAUAGGAAAAGAGAACUGAUUACCCUGCACUUUCAAACCCAUGUGCCUUAGAUUGUUCAAAGCAGUCCUCACUUAUUACAGAUAUAUACAAAUGAAAAGAUUUGUACAUUUUAUCUGUUGACACCGAGUGACUUUUCUGUUCUGUUUAGAUUUAAAGUGCCUUUUCCUUCUGAUUUAAAUUGUCUUUUUCCUGUGCCUAGGACAUUUGUAAAACAAAGACCACUGUUGUUUGAUCUUGUCUAUGAAUUGAAUGAAUUUUUCCCAGAAAAGGCAGUUGUGAAACAUUCACACCUUUUAUGGUUCAAGCAUCCAUAUAUUGAUGCUGCAACGUCUGUAUUAUUGUGGAGACAUCAGAGAAGUUAUGCAGUAUUUGAGAUUCACAACCAAAUUCCUGUGACCUCAGUGCCUCUGUGAAGAAACAAGUUUCCUUUUGUUCUUUUUGGUGUUUCUUUCUAUUCUAAUUUCUGUAUUGUUGCAAGCCUUCAUAACAUGUGCUAUAUGUACUGUACCUUGAAAGAAAGAUUUUAUUAAAAUUGUGAAAUAGUAAAACUGUG
This is a messenger RNA of Onychostoma macrolepis, 1650 nucleotides long. RefSeq names its product guanine nucleotide binding protein (G protein), gamma 12a (gene gng12a). The transcript has 3 exons. Gene Ontology annotation, cellular component: heterotrimeric G-protein complex. The coding region runs from base 230 to 460 and encodes 76 amino acids. Gene Ontology annotation, biological process: G protein-coupled receptor signaling pathway. The record is from RefSeq and is a predicted model, not a curated record. Gene Ontology annotation, molecular function: G-protein beta-subunit binding. NCBI's taxonomy places the organism in Eukaryota, Metazoa, Chordata, Actinopteri, Cypriniformes, Cyprinidae.